This is a messenger RNA of Durusdinium trenchii, 2640 nucleotides long. Lineage: Eukaryota; Dinophyceae; Suessiales; Symbiodiniaceae. The record is from the annotation of a GenBank genome assembly.
AGGGUUUCCGCUGCAAGUCGAUCAAAACAACCAAAACCCUCUGCGUGGCGCCAUGCCGCUUGGGAUUUCCCGCGGCUAUGAACCGGGGCGCACCUUGCUGCAACUGCCCAUCACCUACAUAGGAGCCGCCCACCGGGCUCGGCGCGGCGAUGAGGGUUCCGCGCAGCUGGCGAGCGCCUGCGAGGACAUGGCGAGCAAUCGCCCGGACCUGGCACAGGAGAAGGCGUCGGAUGCCCGGGCAAUCUUCCAGAAACGAGGAGAUCUGCAAAGCAUCUCUGAUGCCACUCGCGUACUGAUGGUCGCCUUGGCGGACUACGAGUCCCGGGCGGAAGCGCUCGACAUAGGCGAAGCCCACCUGGCAGAGCUGCGGAAGACUGGGCAGCGAGCGGAGGAAGCCUUGGUGCUGCAGUCCUUGGCAGAGGUCGCUGCCUUCCGAUGCCGCGGAGAGCGGAGGAUGCAGGCAGUGGCUUGGGCGGAAGAGGCCAUAGGCAUCCAGAAAGAGCUGGAGGACAAGGUCUUCGAGGGUUACGCACAUUUAGCUCUGGCCUCCGCACUGAUCCAGAAAGGCGUGAAGGCACAUCAGCGGAAGCACUACCAAAAGGCGGUCAAGGCGCUUAAGGCGGCCUUGGCGCUCUUUGGUGCAGUGCCCGUGCCGCAAGAGGACGAGGACACCACGAGCUUUGUCUUGGCGCGGAGCGGCGAGGCCCGGGCACUUCAUGGCCUGGCCAGUGCUUGCGGGCGACUGGAGGACUUCCGCACCUCGGUGAACCGCGCCCGCGAGGCGGCGGCCAUCUGGCAGGAGCUGGGCUUCCGACUGGAGGAAGCCUUGGAAUUGGAGUUCCUGGCACGUCUUCAGUUGCAGCUGGGGCAGUUCAAGGAGGGGCGCAAGUCGGGCGAAGAGGCCCUGAAGAUCUUCAUAGGUCUGAAGAUUUCCAUUUGGCAAGGCGUGACCUUGCGGACCCUGGUCAAGGCCUUGUUGCGGGGGAAGAAGAUCAAGGAGGCUCGCAAGCUGGUGACAAGGCGCCAGGCGCUCUUCGAGGAGGCCAAAGAUGUGGUGGGCAAGGCGGCGGCCCUGGAUGCCACCGCCGAGGUGCUGAUGGCUGAGGGCCAGGCUAUUGAGGCAGCGAACCUUCUCAAGGAGGCGAUGAAGUUGGCGAAGAACACCCAAAUGAAGGACCGGCAGCUGAAGAAAUACGAGGCAACCAUGACUGCAGAGCAAGCCAACUUCUACCUGCAGGGCCAGAAGUAUGAAGAAGCGCUGCAAACUGCCAAAUCGGCCUUCCAUCUUUUUGAGAAGCUGCAGUGUCAAGUGGAGAUGGCCACGACGCUGAGUACCAUGGUCAUGGCGCAUUUGUGUUUGGAGCAUCCGGACAAGGCCCUAGAGGAUACCAAGAAGGCCAUCAACAUCUACGAGUCCUUGAACGACAAGAAGGGCGAGGGCUUGGCGUGGAUCAACCAUUGCUCUGGCCUGACGAAGAUGGGCGACUUCGACGAGGCUAUGAAGGUGGCGAACAAGGCGCGAGAUAUCUUUGCCAGCCAGAAGCUGCUGAUUGGCGAGGGACAAUCCUUGGAUCAUCUCUCAAGCCUCCACAUGACCCGGGGAGACUUUGCGAAGUCAGCGACGUGUGCCAAGCGCGCGCGGCAGAUCUUUAACGAGGCUGCUUGCUUCCGACAAGAGGCCUUCAUGGCUUGGGCCGAGGCCGAAGCACUCUUCGGCCUCGCGCAGACGCAAGCGGAGGACUUCAAGCCGGAUGAGGAGCUGCCUGAAGUCUGCCGCAAGGCGGCGGAGGCCGCCGAGGAGGCCUUGCGCUUGGCCAAGGAGGCGGACGAUGAGCUGUUGACGAUGCAUGCCAUGCAGGUGGUGGCCAAGACCAGGAUCAUGUGCUUCCGUCACUGGGAGGCGGGGCCCUUCGUGGAAGAGUCGCUGGAGAUCGCUCAGAAGAACAACCAGCGCAUGGAGGAGGCCAGUCUCUGGCUGCUGAAGGCGCAGAUUUGUAUUUGCGAUGGCGAGGACGACAAGGCCAAAGAGAACGCGAUCAAAUCGCGGGACAUGUUCGAAGAGAUGGGCAACGAGCAGGGCAUGGAGCAGGCGCGCGAGAUCAUCGACGGGGAUUACUUGAGACAACAGAGGGAGCAGGAGGAGAUGGGCAUUACAGCUGCCACGCCCAUGCCGAUGAUGCCCUCGGAGUCACAGAUGUAUGGUGCUGGCGGCAUUGGUGGGCGCACCGGUGGGCCGGGCCCAGGCCCUUCGCCCAUGGCGCCGCCACCGGCGGCCGCGUCCGCGCCGGCCGCCCCGGUGGCGCCGCCCAAGGGCGGGCCCACGCUGCAGCAGAUCGAAGAGACGGUGCAGGACAUCGCCAUGUCGCUCAUCGGCAGCGACGAGCUGCAGCUGGACAGUGCCUUGAUGGACGCGGGGUUGGAUUCCUUGGCCUCGGUGGAGUUCCAAAACACGCUCACCAAGGAGUUCCGAGGCGUGGCGAUGCCCUCCACGUUGAUGUUCGACUUCCCCACAGCCAAAGAGAUUGCACAGCACAUCAAGGACAACUUCAGAGGCUAAGGAUCCUGAGGGCGUGCAGCUCGAACCCAAAGGGCGUGGUUAGCACUGAAGACACUGGCCUGGAAUCUCGAAAGAUCUUCUUC